AAUGUCACUUACUAUUGAUCGUUCUGUUGUCAACUGCCAUUGGUUAUUUUUUUUAGAUAAAGUAUAAAAAAUAAAUAAUUAGAUAAUUAGUUGACUAAAACUGGCGUCCUUUUGUCCAGGUGCGCGUACGUCAAAACAAACCUUUUAUUUAUGGACAAUUAAUAAGUAAAUUAUUUUAUCACUAAAAAGUCCCUCGGUUUUCAGUGAAUACGGGGUAAAAAAAAGUGGAAAUGUUAAGAGGUUAUGUAAAUAAUAAUAGAAGCUUUAAUUAUUUUUGUAAUGAUUCAAAUUGUUUGAUGAGUUACUGGAGAUGGCAUUUUCACUGAGAGCUGGUACCAAUUGGUGUCAUGAUUUUCCAAAACUUGCUAGGGAAUCUGGAUUCUAUUUCAAUUCUCAUCGCAAUAAAGUACGAGUCGAUUGGAAUCGGAUAAGCGGUAUCGAUAUCGAUCGAUUGAUACGAGAACGAGAUUUUUCAACAAUAGAUGAGAAUAUAAAUAAUGUAGUAGACUAUCAUUUGGAAACGGAGUACGACAUAAAAAUACUGGACCCAAAUUUUGUUAAAUUAUUUCGACUGGCCCAAUUGUCUGUUGAGUAUUUACUUUACUGCAAGCAGUAUCUAGAUCAUAGCGUAAUUAUAUUAAAAGAUGAGCUGCGUUCAAAGCUUGAGGACAACGUGAAGUUAAAAAAAAGUCUUGCUGCUGCUGAGGAUUCAGUCAAAGAAUUGAAAGAUAAAAUGCGUGAUAAUUAUAAAUUAUUUGAGAAGACAUUGGUCGAUUCACAUGGAGAGAUCCACAAGUGUCCUUAUUGUCCGAAGUCAUUCAAAGCGGCUAUUUUUACAAACUUACAUAUCAAUAGACGGCAUUCAAAUUCACCGCAGGUGUCUAUUUUGUCGCCGGUACACGAUCAGUACAAAGCAGAGACUGAAAAACUUCAUAAUGAAAUAAAAACUUUGAAAGAAAGACUCAAUCAGACUGAAAGAAUUGUCAGAAAUGAAUCGAGUAAAAUGUAUGACAGUAUUGAGUUUAGAGAUAAAUAUUGUGAGAAAAAUUCUGAUGCUACGAAAAAUAAUAAUCAGGAUAAAAUAGAAGAGGAGCAUCGUAAAUAUCGGGAAGAAAUAACGAAUUUAACUUCAAUGUUAUUUAGCGAGAUAAGAAAUUUAAAAGUCGAUGAUAAAAAACAUCAGAAAGCUGAUGAUGAUGCUGAGAAAUUUAAAGAAUUGUUGAAGUCCCAGGAGAAUGAGAUGCAGAGACUGCGUGAUCAGAUACAGGAGUUGUCAAGUAAACCGACGCCGAAUAUUGAGAGUAUAGAAGUUAAAUUGAAGGCUCAAGAAGAUUACUGGCAGUCUAAAAUAAAUCAGUUGGAGAGCCAGCAUACGAAAGAUAUUGAAAAUUUAUCUAAUCAGUUGAAAGUCACCCAAGAGUCAGCAGAUCUUAUGAAAGAUGACUACGUAAAGAAAAUUAAGGAUCUGGAAGAGCGAUCUAUGGACAGUGGGAGAUUUCUAAGUCCGAAAAUGUCACCAGCUCGUCAGAGACGAAGAGCUGGAAACUUUGUUAGCAGUAUCGUUGAAAAGUCCAAAGAAUCUGAUCAUUUAAAAAUUAGUAAACUUGAUGAAGAUGAUAGGUCUGAUAGCGAUGAUGAUAAAUCUGAUGAAGUUUCAACUCCGACGUCGAUAAAUAAAUUUAAAAGGAUACUUGUCACUUCUGCUGAUGUUCAUGACAACGUUUCCGGUAAAAAUCAACAGAGAGGGAGUUUUAAAAAUAGCAAAGGAGUUUUGGGAAUUAGAUCUGCGGAGAAUGAAAUGAAUUUUAAUAGGUGGAGUGUCGACGCUGAAGUUAAAGAAGAUAAAAAAGAUGAGCCGAGUAUUAUUGAUAAGAAAUUUGACAUUAGAGGGAAUUUUAAGGCCCCAGUCACUAGUCAUGGUACCAAAGAAACUGAAAAAAAUAGAAUGGAUGUUACGAGUGAAGAGGAAAGUGAAUCUAACUCUGGGACGAGUGCUUCGGAAACUGAAAAUUCAGGAAGUCAGUCAGAAUCUGAGUCUGAGACUGAUGAAUCUGAUGGAUCAAGUGGAUCAGAAGGAUCUACGACGACAGAGUCUGAAGAAAAAGUUUGCACGAAGGAUACGGACUCGAAGGAAGAUAUUAAAAGAAAAAUAUGGGAAGCUUUCGAACAAAAAUUACGGGACCUGGGUGUUGAUCCUGAAUGCGAUGAGAUUUCCGAAGAAACUUACAGGCGGUCGAUCGAGAUGGUCAAGCACCACCGCGGCCUCACGUCGAGAAAGUUACCCAGGUUUGAAGAAAUCCGUCGUAAAAUUUUGUACCAACUUCACAACAAAUUUCCCAAACGAGAAGAUGAUAAAAAGGCGAGUGAUAGAAGAUCUCCGCUGAACAAACUUAUGAGUAACGUUAAGUCUCGGGCUAUCAAGGCUUUCGGUAAUCAAUCGCAGUCAGGUAAUAAAUCACCAGAGUCCCAUGUGCCCAAAUUAAAAUCUAAAGUGAUGAGUCCUGAAAGAGGUGUCGCUAAUAAAUUAAAUAUUGAGUUAUUGCCUAAGAAGAUGAGUCAAAAUGAACUUAAACACCCGGUGAGACAGUUUCAGAGAAGAGGAAGUCGGGAUGUUGCUGCUGACAAUAAAUUGAUGUCGCCUGCUCACGAGAGAUACACACCUAGUCCUAGCAAAGUCACUUCCAAGUCCAACUUCAUUACCGACUCUACAGUAGUAGACUCUAAACAACUGUCACAUUCCUAUGAAAGUAUAAAAGAUUAUCUAAGAGAUUUCGGCAAAGCCAAAUCAUCCCCAGUUAAAUCGCCUCUGAGAUCUCCAUAUUUGAAUAAAUCUCUGGUGGCAUCGACACCUCACAGAGCUGAAAUAAAUGUACUGCCUAGUCAUCGUGCAUCAAUAUCUGAUUUGUCUAGUCCAAUAGCAAAACCACGCGAGUCUAGUUUACCUAAUUCACCUAAAAAUAGUAAAAGUGUUUUGAAAUCAACCAGCGGGUCUACUGGUAGUUUAGUUAAGAAAAAAGUCAUAUUUGAUCUUGAAUCAAUGACUGAUACUUCGGGAAAAAAUGAUAAAUUAUUAGAAUUGAAUGGAUUUACUAAUUCUUCAUCUAAUAAUAAUAAUAAUAAUAAUAAUAAUAAUAAUAAUAAUAAUAGAAUUACUAAUGAUGAUGAUGAUAAUGAAGAAGACAACGAGAGCGAAAGUGAUUAUGAAAUUUCAAGUAUUUCAGAAGAAAAAUCCGAUUGUAAAAUAAUUACACCGACAAAUACUUCAAACAUUUUAUUAAAAACAGCACAGAGCGAAAAAAUAGCUCAGAUAUCACGUAAAAUAGAGUCUCAAUUGAGUAUUACGAGACGGAAACCUGCCGGAGCUGUUGAAGCCAUGUUUACCAAAGACUUAAAUCUACAUGAUAAUAAUUAUUCAAAUGAACAAGUAACGCAUCAACCAACAGGAUAUUCAUUUGAUAGAAGCAAUGACCAGAGUUUAAAUAAAGUGACAAAACUUCCGCAACCUGCACCGAGAAAUCAAAAAUUAAUUCGUUCAAAUUCUCCUGAUAUUAAAUCUCCAGAUAGAGAUUAUAAUUUGGAUAGAGAUAUUGAUGAAAUUCUUGGCUUAAAUUAAGACUUAU
Messenger RNA from Microplitis mediator, 3620 nucleotides. It is a transcript of the gene DZIP1, whose product is annotated as cilium assembly protein DZIP1L. Lineage: Eukaryota; Metazoa; Arthropoda; Insecta; Hymenoptera; Braconidae. The coding region runs from base 311 to 3613 and encodes 1100 amino acids. Gene Ontology annotation, cellular component: cytoplasm; ciliary basal body. Gene Ontology annotation, biological process: cilium assembly. The transcript has 3 exons. The record is from RefSeq and is a predicted model, not a curated record.